Molecule: messenger RNA, 2277 nt
Organism: Cricetulus griseus (Chinese hamster)
Lineage: Eukaryota; Metazoa; Chordata; Mammalia; Rodentia; Cricetidae
Source: RefSeq, a predicted model, not a curated record
AUGACUGUGGCUGAAGCACGGUUAUUCAUGAGGAUCUUGUUCCUGACACAAUUGUUUGGAGUUUUUCUGUCUUUUCCUGGACUCAUCCUGGCUGGACAUCAGCAGCACAACCACAGUCCCACAGAAGUGGUGAUUCACUUGAAGCUAACUGGGAAAACCAGUGGCAUGAAACCUCCAGACUGGGUCUCUUACAGCUUGAAACUUGGAGGCCAGAGACAUGUUAUCCACAUGAAGAGCCAGAAUCUUUUUCUAACCAGGAACCUCCCAAUGUUCACCUACUCUGACCAGGGUUCUCUGCUUGAAGAUUACCCUUUUGUACAGGAUGACUGCUACUAUCAUGAUUAUGUGGAGGGUGACUCAGAAUCCUUAGUUUCGCUCAACACUUGUCUUGGGGGCUUUCAAGGAUUAUUAGAGAUAGAUAAUACUGUUUAUGAAAUCAUGCCAAAGAAAUUUUCUACCAAAUUUGAACAUCUGGUAUAUAAAAUGGAUAGUAAUAAAACAGAAUCAAGUAUUUCCAGCCUUAUGCAAGAUAAAUGCCAAGUAGAGUUACAAAAAACUGGUAAUUCCGCUCUCAAGCAAAGUGGUUUUGAAGGCUGGUGGACCCAUGUUAGAAUUGUAGAAAUAGUAAGGGUGGUGGAUAAGACUCUGUAUGAACACUAUCAGAGUAAUGACACAGUAAUGAUGCCAGAUCUAUAUUUUGUGAUAAGUAUGGUAGAUGCCAUUUAUGAUGUAAUUGGUGUUAAAAUAUUAUUGGUUGGUUUGGAGGUUUGGAAUAAGAAAAACCCUAUUGUAAUAGAUGAUGUAAGAAAAUCUCUUCAGCUAUAUUGCUGGUGGAAAAUUAAAAACAUUAUUCAUCGAUUAAAACAUGACACCACUCAUCUUUUCAUAUACAAGCACUUGAGAGGAUUAAGUGGCAUAGGUUCAACAAGUGGGGUGUGUGAUCCAAGCCGCAGUUGUGCAAUUGUUACUUUCAUAAACAGAACUUUAAACCUCCGUGCCCUUGGAGUGGCUCAUCACUUAGGUCAUAACUUGGGCAUGGAAGAUGAUGAAAAGACAUGUAAGUGUAGACACAAAAAAUGCACAACGGACGCUACUAACCCACCAAUACCCAAAUUUAGCAAUUGUAGUUAUAAUUAUUUUUGGACUUAUACUGUAAAGCAGACAACCUGUUUGCUUGAAAACAUGUACACAAAGAGUAUCUUUAAUCUGAGUCACUGUGGAAAUGGUAUUGUUGAAGAUGACGAGCAGUGUGACUGUGGAUCCUUACACCAUUUUGCAAAAGAUCUAUGCUGUAUGCCAAACUGCACUCUGAGUUUGGGGUCUUCCUGUGCCUUUGGAAUUUGUUGUAAAAACUGCCAAUUUUUGCCAUCAGGGGAGGUGUGUAGAAAACAGGAUAACAUAUGUGAUCUUCCUGAAUGGUGCAAUGGAACAUCCCAUAAGUGUCCAGAUGAUGUAUAUGUUGAAGAUGGAAUUCCCUGUAAUAUCUCAGCCUUUUGCUACGAAAAGUGAUGCAAUGGCCGUAAUGAAUACUGUAGGAAGAUCUUUGGCCAGAAAUCAAAAGCUGCAAAUAAAAAUUGCUACAAAGAAGUACACUAUAAAGGUGAUCGUUUUGGCCACUGUGGUCUUCAGGGACCUGGGUACAUAAAAUGUGAAAACAAUGAUGCUUUUUGUGGAAGACUUCAAUGUGAUAAUGUAUCAGAAAUUCCCCGUAUGGAAGCACACAGUACUGUGCACUUUGCUGUUGUCAAAGGCUUGUUUUGCUGGGGCACCGAUUACCACCUUGGGACCCUAGAUGACUUUGGUGAUGUGAAAGAUGGCACAGAGUGUGGUCAAGAUCAUAUCUGCAUUCAAAAGCAUUGUGUACAUUUAUCUGCAUUGGAUAGCAAUUGUUCACCUACAUUCUGUCAUAAGAGGGGCAUCUGCAACAAUAAACAUCACUGCCACUGCAACUAUUUGUGGGAGCCUCCUAACUGCAUGACAAAAGGCAAUGGAGGUAGUGUAGACAAUGGACCACCUACCAAGAUACAGAGGAAGAAAAAGUAUUGUUACCUGUGUCUAUUUCUGCUUGUUGUUUUGUUUAUUUUAUUAUGUUGUCUUUGCUUGCUGCUUCGUCCUAGGGAAGAAAGUCAACAAGAGUCCCAAAUCCAGCCUACAUCUGAAAACACAAAUGAAGCUGUAAGCAGACAAGCUAGUUCAAUAGCUUUCCAGAGUCUCCCUCUGUCAAGAAUGCUGUCAGUCCCAGCUUCAAGAACUUCAUCUAUACAAAGUGUCAAAUAA